GUGUACCCAGCAAAAAAGACACAGAAUAAAUGCUGCUCUUGUUCUGGCCCGUCGCAGAAAUUUAUCAAACGCUCAUGAUAAUGCUUAACGAAGCCAUGACGACUGCCGCCGCCUGAACCAGCCAGGUCCGCAAAUAGACGAGCGUAUGCCUGUGGCGUUUGGCUAGAUGUCUUUUUGGCUGUGGCCGUGCAUAAGCGGACUAGCUAAUUAUCUUGGGUCUUCUACUUGGCCGUUCAUGUAGUUCAUUGUUCAUUCCGAUGAGUACGUUGUGUGCAUUCUCUGCGAGAAGACGCGAAUUAAUCAACGAGAAUUCAGUGCAAAGAGAUUCGACUCGCCAUGCAUGCCAAGAAGAAAACGCGAGCACGUAAUCGACCUAGAAACAAAUGCAAUCAAACAAAUGAACUCAAAUCGGAGCCCGGUGCUGCUGCUGCCAAUCCCGCCUUGGAGCCGAUCCAGUCGGAGCCUGCCAGAGCAGAGCCUGAUGCCAGUGUCAUUAACCUAAUACAAAGGCUUCUUCGCAAGAAACUGCUGGCCAAGGCGAACAACUCGGCGCCGUCAAAUCCAUCCAUUGUGCAGGCAAAGGCCCCUUCCCCACUGCGGAAACAUAGCCCAUUGGGCAGUAAAGACGAUGAAGUAAAUGAUCUUCUGAAGUGUAUUGGAAGCAACUUGCAAAAAGGUUCCACCGAGGCUGCCAGGGGAGCCCUUCUUAGCCAACUGGGCGAAAUGUUUAGCACGGCGCCCUUGACCGGUGCCGAGUCAUCCGAUGAGGAAGCCGAGUACGUGGAGUACAUAUAUAGGCCACGCCAAUACUUUAUGACAUCAUUGUGCAAUCAUUGCAAAUUGGAUCUAUGCGGGCGACAGGCGAUACCGUGCAAAGGCUGUGCAAUGGUCUACUACUGCACAGUCCUGCACAUGCGGGACGAUCAGGAGCACCGUCAGCUAUGCUGCGGCCUGCGUCAAGUGGUAGAGCGGCAGGGCCACGACAUUUUCCACAAGUGUGGAGACUUCAGUGCCGAGCAGUUCCGAUCGUACCGCAUCGUAUGCAUACGUCAAGUGGAGCAGGCGAUCAAUCGAUCCCUAACGCCCACGGAACAGGAAGUAUUGCUCUUUCCGUUCAUCUGUGGCCAUGCAAAGUGCCGUGAGCACAAGUUCAAAAAGCUGACAGCAUGUGCGCAGUGCGGCGAGGUUGCCUUCUGCAAGGGCAAGCAGGAUCAUCUGAGCGUCGGCCAUGCCGAAUGGUGCAGCGCCUACAAGUUGUUCAAAGCGUUUGUAAUGUUCCAGGCAAAGUUUGGACGCGUGGAGCCUCCUUUGCCCGACAAGGUGCUGCGGGAGAAGCCUAGCUCCUGCUCCAACACCAAGCAAAUAUUAAAAAAGCUAAAUUUCAAUGUGGUUGACGGGUGCGAAUUUGCGGCGUUGACACAAGUAUCUACUGGACCGCUGACAGCAUUUUUUGCUCUUAAGCUUUGCGGACUUCUGGAAGCCACGCAGCUUACAAUUCAUCUGAUCGGAGCUGAAAUGGAGUUCGAAGUGGACGUAUUUCAGAAAUGGGAAAUUUUCCUGCUGCACACUUUACCAGCACUUGAAACCUUGCAUAUCGUGUUCAUUGGACCUGAACUUAAUCCUAAUAAUAUAUCAUUCGAUCAACUAUCUACGAUUAGAUGCUGUCGUUUGUGUCGAAAAGCACAACGUACAGUACAAUACCAUUUUGAGAAUCGCCUUUAUCACGACUAUUACUUGGAGCCUAAUUUUCUAAAGCCGGAUUUAGUCUGCUUCUUCAAUUCGGGCUUGUAUCGCGCUACAGGCUACGCCUUGGAAGACACCUGGCCUGAGACUAUACGGGCGACCUUAAGUAUAAAAUGCCCUAUUGUUGUCACAUCGUAUACUAAGUACGAGGCGCCACUUGAUUUGAGCCAAUUUCUAAAUCAAUCUAACCGCCACUUAACUGUGGUACUUCCGCCUACUACUAAUCCCUUUCGUUCGGAGAAGCCAGAAAGGAAUUUUAUAUCGGACGAUGAUUCUCCUUUUAUGUUCAAAAACUAUCAAUGUUUCGUUGUUGAGUAGAUUCGUAUGUUACUCAUAUUGUUUAUCUAUCUGAAUAAAAGUAA
Drosophila arizonae is the source of this 2105-nucleotide messenger RNA. RefSeq lists its product as uncharacterized. The record is from RefSeq and is a predicted model, not a curated record. Lineage: Eukaryota; Metazoa; Arthropoda; Insecta; Diptera; Drosophilidae.